AAACACUCGACAUUAAACAGCGGUUGAAUGAAUCAAGCGGUUGUCACCAUGUGUGGAAGACACACGUCACUUCAGACAGCAUCCAUUUCCAGAAAUGCUAAAUCCGUGUCUCCGUGAGGAUUUAAGGCGCGUGUGUCCUCAAGCAUCCACAUGAUUCGUAUCUUUGUCUACGGCACCCUGAAGAAGGGGCAGCCAAACUACUACCGCAUGUUUGACAGCACCAAUGGAAAGGCCGAGCUCCUCGCCUCGGCUCUCACCACCGAGAAAUACCCACUGGUGAUCGCUGGCAAGUGCAACAUCCCUUUCCUCCUCAACAUCCCUGGCCAGGGUCACAGAGUCCACGGAGAGAUCUACAGCGUGGACGACAGGAUGCUGAAAUUCCUGGACGCCUUCGAGGGCAUUCCCACCAUGUACCAGCGGAUUGGGAUUAGUGUCGAGGUGAAAGCGUGGCUGGGGAAGAGCGAGGGUGAGGAGACUCUGUCGCCAGGGAGCAUCACUGAGGUGUUCGUGUACAACACGACAACGUACCAGCCAGACUGGCCUUCACUGGCCAACUAUGAGAGCUACGACGCCUAUGGAGAUCACGGCCUCGAAUAUAUGACCAGAGAAGCACGAGAUUGAUGCAGCUCGCCAAUUCUUUUGUAACCUAAGGGCGUUAGCAAUCAAAUCUGUACCGAAGUUCAAAUGUCAAACUAGAAUGAUUAUAUAAGAUCGGUUUUCUGAUAUGUAUUAUGAUCCUCUGUGUAACAUUGAAACAAAUGUUGUGAUAGAUAACAGUGAAUUAUGUGAUUCUCUUCUUGAAAUCUCUCAAUGAUGUACUUAAAGGACCAGUGUGUGGGAUUAAGUGGCAUUUCGAGGUGAAGUUCCCCACCAAGGUGUAACUACGGUGGCCUUAAAACUAGAAAAGACCAAUUUUA
Molecule: messenger RNA, 917 nt
Organism: Solea solea (common sole)
Lineage: Eukaryota; Metazoa; Chordata; Actinopteri; Pleuronectiformes; Soleidae
Product: gamma-glutamylaminecyclotransferase B-like
Exons: 2
Coding region: 151-621 (156 amino acids)
Molecular function (GO): gamma-glutamylaminecyclotransferase activity
Source: RefSeq, a predicted model, not a curated record